AUGGGAACAGACAUCGAACGUUUGCAAUGUAUGGUAGAUAUGGGAGUGGAGAUCGAACGAUUGCAAUGCAUGGCAGAUAUGGGAGCGGAGAUUGAACGAUUGCAAUGUAUGGCAGAUAUGGGAGCGGAGAUUGAACGAUUGCAAUGUAUUGCAGAUAUGGGAGCAGAGAUUGAACGAUUGCAAUAUAUGUCAGAUAUGGGAGUGGAGAUCGAACGAUUGCAAUGUAUGGCAGAUAUGGGAGCAGAGAUUGAACGAUUGCAAUGUAUUUCAGGUAUGGGAGCGGAGAUUGAACGUUUGCAAUGUAUGGCAGAUAUGGGAGCGGAGAUCGAACGUUUGCAACGUAUUGCAGAUAUGGGAGCGGAGAUCAAAUGA
This is a messenger RNA of Pelobates cultripes (western spadefoot toad), 372 nucleotides long. NCBI's taxonomy places the organism in Eukaryota, Metazoa, Chordata, Amphibia, Anura, Pelobatidae. The record is from the annotation of a GenBank genome assembly.